CGAGACGUGCAUUGACAGGAAGGGUCGGCGGACUACGGGGUAUGCAGUGAGAACCUUGUGCUGUAGCUGAAAAGAGACGCGAUAACACAUUCGUUUUUUCUCCCUGGGAUAAAAAGUUAUGCGAUCUUAAUCAUAUCUGCUCGCCACUGAAAACACCGAACGGUUCUGCGGGAUUUAUGAAAAGUUUUUAUGGAUGUAAAGAUACGGAAGUAGAGCCUUCAUGCCACGACUAACUGCGAUGGAACUGAGCCGGCAGCUGUGCAUUAAGAUGCGGAAGCCGAAGAGGAGUGAGACCGCCCUGCCUGUUGCCAGAUGGGGCUUGGAGAUCCACUUCUAUCUGCCUGUGGCCAACCCUCUGGAGUACCUGAUGGGCUGCUACUCGGCUGAGGACCUGUGCAGCGAGGCUGCCAAGAAGUGCGGUAUUUCUCCUCUCUGUCACAAUUUAUUUGCUCUCUACGACGAGAGCAGGUGCAUCUGGUACCCGCCCAAUCACGCUUUCAAAAUCGACGACAGCACCAGCAUCAAGCUGUACUACCGCAUGAGGUAUUACUUCACCAACUGGCAUGGUACGAACGCAGAUGAGUCCCCAGUGUGGCGGCACUGCCUGAACAAGCAGAAGACCUGCCCCACAAAGGCCCCAGAGGGCACCCCACUCCUGGACGCUGCCUCGCUCGAGUACCUAUUUGCACAGGGGCAGUACGAUUUCCUGAGGGGCCUGGCUCCCGUGCGGAAUGCAGUAAGCGAGUCAGAGAUCCACGACAUUGAGAACGAAUGCCUGGGCAUGGCCGUGCUCGCUAUUUCCCACUACGCUAUCAGCAGAAAACUGUCCCUGCCCGCUGUUGCUAGGGAGAUCAGCUACAAAAAAUUUAUUCCAGAGAGUCUGAACAGAACCAUCAAGCAGCGCAACUUCCUCACCCGCAUCCGCAUCAACAACGUCUUCAGGAACUUUGUCAAUGAAUUUGACAGCAAAACCAUCCGUGAUAGCAACGUAUCCACGCAUGAUCUGAAGGUGAAGUACCUGUCCACGCUGGAGACCCUAACCAGGAACUUUGGCAGUGAGGUGUACGAGACAAACAUGCUGAAGAUCUCUCAGGAGAGCGAGAGGCCAUCGGUCUUCGACUGUGUCGACCCCUGCGUUUACGAGGUGCAGGCCUCGGGGACUGGCGGUAUCAAAUGGCGGAAGAAGCCACCCAAUAAUGUAUUGCUGCCCAAAGAGAAGACCAAAUCCAGAAAGAACAAGGUGGAUGGAAAGAGAAAGAAUGAGAAAAAGGAAGUCACGGACAGCUGGACGCGAUUUUCCGAUUUCCAUGAAAUCACCCACGUUGUCAUCAAGGAGUCCACAGUCACCAUUUACAAACAAGACAACAAGAAGAUGGAGCUGCAGCUGGACUUCCCGGCCGAGGCGCUGUCCUUUGCCUCUCUGGUGGACGGGUACUUCCGGCUGACAGUGGACGCCCACCACUACCUGUGCAGCGAGGUGGCACCAUCCUCAGUGGUGCAGAACCUGCAGAACGGCUGCCAUGGUCCCAUAUGCACGGAUUACGCCAUCCACAAACUGCGUCAGGGGGGUAACGAGGAGGGCAUGUAUGUGCUGCGCUGGAGCUGCACCGACUACAACCACAUCCUCAUGACUGUGGCCUGUAACGAGCUGGACCUGAGCGAGUCCAAGCAGAGCCGGCAGUACAAGAACUUCCAGAUUGAGGUGGAUGCACGGGGCUACAAGCUCUGCGGGACAGAGUCCUACUGGCUGUCUCUAAAGGAUCUGAUGGAGCACCUGUCCGGACAAUGCCUGCGCACGGACAACGUCAGCUUCUACCUCAAGAGGUGCUGCCCACCUGAACCGCGAGAAAUCUCCAACCUCCUGGUAGUGACCAAUAACAGAGUGGUGGAAUCACCCCCUGCAGAUAUCGGUCAGCUGAGCUUCCACAGGAUUCUCAAAGAAGACAUAGUCGAGGCGGAGCACCUCGGCCGUGGAACCAGGACCAACAUCUACGCAGGCGUGCUGAAGGUGAAGAGUGAGGAGGACGACGGGUACAGCGCCUGCCAGGACGUGAAGGUGGUCCUGAAGGUGCUGGGUUCCAGUCACAGAGACAUCUCCCUGGCAUUCUUUGAGACGGCCAGUAUGAUGCGGCAGAUCUCCCACAAGCACAUCGCCUUGCUGUAUGGAGUCUGCGUCCGCGAGCUGGAGAACAUCAUGGUGGAGGAGUUCGUGCAGCUGGGCCCGCUGGACAUCUUCAUGCGCGGGCAGCGCUACUUCCUCACCACGGCCUGGAAGUUCCAGGUGGCCAAGCAGCUGGCCGGCGCCCUGAGCUACCUGGAGGAUAAGAAGCUGGUCCACGGGUACGUGUGCACCAAGAACAUCCUGCUGGCUCGGGCCGGCCUGGACGACGACAGCGGCCCCUUCAUCAAGCUGAGCGACCCGGGCAUCCCCAUCACCGUGCUGACCCGCGAGGAGUGCGUUUCGAGGAUCCCGUGGAUCGCCCCGGAGUGCGUCAGGAACACCAAGGACCUGAGCGUGGCGGCCGACAAGUGGAGCUUCGGAACCACGCUGUGGGAGAUCUGCUAUGACGGGGAGGUCCCCCUCAAGGACAAGAAGCUCGCCGAGAAGGAGAUGUUCUACGCUAAAGAGUGUGAGCUGGCCACCCCAGACUGCAAAGAGCUGGCAGAUCUCAUGAGCCAGUGCAUGAACUAUGACUGCCGAAAGAGGCCCUUCUUCAGAGCCAUAGUGAGGGACCUCAACAAGCUGGAGGAACAGAACCCCUCCAUCGUCUCUGGCAUGAUGCCACCUCAGGAAGUGGACCCCACCGUGUUUGAGAAAAGGUUCCUGAAGAAGAUUCGAGAUCUGGGAGAGGGUCACUUUGGCAAGGUGGAGCUGUGCCGGUAUGACCCGCGGGGCGACCGUACCGGCGAGUUCGUGGCCGUCAAGUCCCUGAAGCCGGAGAACAAGGAGGACCAGAGCAGCAACCUGUGGCGCGAGAUCGACAUCCUGAGGGGGCUGUACCACGACAACAUCGUCAAGUACAUGGGCAUCUGCAGCGAGGAGGGUGGAACCUCGAUUAAGCUGAUCAUGGAGUACCUGCCUGCUGGUAGUCUGAAGGAGUACCUGCCCCGGUACAAGGCCCAGACGGACCUGAAGAGGCUCCUGAGUUACGGAGUCCAGAUAUGCCAGGGUAUGGAUUACCUUGGGUCGCAGAACUAUAUCCACCGGGACUUGGCAGCCCGGAACGUGCUUGUGGAGAACGAGAACACGGUAAAGAUCGGUGACUUUGGGCUGACCAAGAGCAUCAAGGACAACGAGGGCUAUUACACCGUGAAAGAUGACCUGGACAGCCCUGUCUUCUGGUAUGCCCCAGAGUGCCUCGUCCACUGCAAGUUCUACCGUGCAUCUGACGUGUGGUCCUUCGGUGUCACCAUGUACGAGCUGCUGACCUACUGUGAGACAGAGUGCAGCCCAAUGGCGGUGUUCUUGAAGAUGAUUGGUCGAACCCACGGGCAGAUGACAGUGACCAGAUUGGUGAAAGUGCUGGAGGAGGGGCAGAGGCUGCCCCGUCCAGCCAACUGCCCAGAAAUGGUUUACACCCAGAUGCAGAAAUGCUGGGAGAAUGCUCCGGAGAAGAGGAUCGACUUCAAAAGCCUGAUCAGGAUAUUCCAGCAGCUGAUGGCCGAGAAACCGUGACCCUGAGGGAGAGAGACAGCCACGACCACGACAGACCAUACGAGAGCCCCGCCCUUUCAGAGAGACUUUGAGCAGAGGGCAUGCUGGCCAGGGAAGAAGAAAAAAAAACAGAUCUAUAUAUUACUUGGCCUACUUCUGGGACACUUUUUUCUCCCCUUCGCCACUAGUACUCUGCCAGUAUACUUUACCCGACACCGCAGUUUCGAUUAUGUUAAAAUCGUAUCAUAGCGAAUAUUUAGAAGUACCAGAACCGUAGUGUAAAUAGGUCCAAGGAACCUUUUAAACUUAUUUUAGCUUUCAGUAUUCCAUUUUUUUAAAAGCUUUUUUUCCACACAAGUUUGUGAUUUAAUUUCCUGUGCAAUCUGUAACCAUUGGCAUUAAGUUUUUAUUUUGCUUCCAUGAAUUAGCCCUCCUUUGCAUGGUUAUUAUUCUCAAUAAAAGCAGGGGAAUUAAAAAAUUCAGAAAAAGACAUAGCUCCUUUCCCGAAGCACUUGUAGGAUUAUUACGUAUGGAUUGACGAGGUUCUAUUGAACUACGCCCACUUGUUACAAAUACAUGAAAACGUGUCUACGGAUGAUCCCCGUUCCGUCACACGUCCACAGCACUGCCUAAAUGCACACUUGUGGUGAAGUUGCAGUGUAAUCACGAUUUCUGGGCCUCAACAAAAGGGGCCCCACAAGACAUCAGUCGCACAUCUCCCAUAAUCGCUGUAAAGAGAGAACGCGCCAGAGGCCUGGCUCGUAAAACUGAAAUAAACUGUUUGCUCCUAACACGCACGCAAAUCUCCAGCUCAAAAUGUAGGAGGUGGAAAACGGUUGUUUCCCACUUCAGACACUAGAGGACAGCGUUUCCUGCCAGUAUCCACCUGUUAGCCUAGAAAAUAAUGCACCGUGUUAUGCAGAAUUCUUUCAAUGCUUGCCUUCCAAAUGAAACUAUUUUAAGUGAGUUAUUAAAUGUUAUUACUUGUAUUACAUGGAAGCCUAGGAGAUAUAGGGCAGAAGUAAUCUGAAUGGAGAGAGGAUUCAUAAGAAAGACUUCAUGCUGUGGGCUUAAGAACAGACAAAAAUCUGGGGCAGAACUUCAUGCCUUUACUCCUCGAUCAUGACCUACUCAGUAAUGGGUAAUGGAGGAGAUGGCAAGAGGAGGUGAAUGUGCUUCCGGGUUUAUUCCCGAAUGUAUUGCAAACAUUUGGCCUGUUGCAGAAGGCUUACCAUUACCAAUAGACUUUGAGCCACAUAGUGACAGAAGAUGGAACAGAUAACAGAGUGGGGUAAAUGUGCUUGUGAGUUUAUUCCCGAAUGCAUUACAGACACACAUUUUCAUUGGUACAUGAAGCACUGUCAUUGUAACUUGGGAGAAGGAAAACAGGAAUGUCUAGGAAAGUAAAUGUUCAUAAAUAUAUAAAUUCAAAUAAACUUUUUUUUAAAAUCAAAAAA
This is a messenger RNA of Anguilla rostrata (American eel), 5112 nucleotides long. Its product is annotated as tyrosine-protein kinase JAK1-like. Lineage: Eukaryota; Metazoa; Chordata; Actinopteri; Anguilliformes; Anguillidae. The coding region runs from base 221 to 3676 and encodes 1151 amino acids. The record is from RefSeq and is a predicted model, not a curated record. Gene Ontology annotation, cellular component: cytosol; membrane; cytoskeleton. Gene Ontology annotation, molecular function: growth hormone receptor binding; ATP binding; non-membrane spanning protein tyrosine kinase activity. The transcript has 24 exons. Gene Ontology annotation, biological process: growth hormone receptor signaling pathway via JAK-STAT; cell surface receptor signaling pathway via JAK-STAT; cytokine-mediated signaling pathway.